Molecule: messenger RNA, 2274 nt
Organism: Nannospalax galili (Upper Galilee mountains blind mole rat)
Lineage: Eukaryota; Metazoa; Chordata; Mammalia; Rodentia; Spalacidae
Gene: Cfap52
Product: cilia and flagella associated protein 52
Exons: 14
Coding region: 68-1930 (620 amino acids)
Biological process (GO): cilium assembly
Molecular function (GO): protein binding
Source: RefSeq, a predicted model, not a curated record
CAGUUACCAUAACGACCAGGAGACGCUGCACCCUUGAGCUAAGAAGUGAAAGAGCUGAGGCUCCGCUAUGGAUGUACAAAUUUCACCCGAGACCAACGUGGCCGAGCUGGAGCUUGAUGCUGUGAUCGGCUUUAAUGGACACGUCCCAAAGGGUCUCAAAUGCCAUCCCGACCAGGAGCAUCUCGUCUAUCCCUUGGGCUGUACAGUCCUUAUUCAGGCCAUAAAUACUAACAAGCAGAAUUUCCUACAUGGCCAUGGUAACAAUGUCUCCUGUUUGACCAUCUCCAAGAAUGGCAAUUACAUUGCCUCUGGACAAGUCACAUUCAUGGGGUUCAAGGCAGAUAUCAUUCUGUGGGACUUUAAGAAGAGGGAGCUGAUUGCUCGGCUGUCACUGCACAAGGGAAAAAUUGAAUCACUUGCCUUUUCACCAAAUGAUCUGUACUUGGUGUCACUAGGAGGCCCAGAUGAUGGAAGUGUAGUGGUUUGGAGCGUAGCCAAGAGAGAAGCCAUCUGUGGCAGCCCUGCGGCAGGGCUCAGCGUUGGCAAUGCCACCAACGUGGUGUUCUCAAGGUGCCAGGAUGAGAUGUUUGUUACAGCUGGAAAUGGGACGAUUCGAGUAUGGGAACUGGAUCUCCCAAACAGAAAAAUCUGGCCAACUGAGUGCCAAACAGGACAGAUGAAAAGAAUAGCCAUGAGUAUUGGAAUGGCAGGUGAUGAUAGCUUUUUCUACCUCGGCACCACGACUGGGGAUAUUCUAAAAAUGAACCCAAGGACCAAACUACUGGCAGAUACUGGGCCUAUGAAGGACAAGUUUAGCUUGGGAGUGACAGCUAUCAGAUGCCUGAAAAUGGGGGGUUUGUUGGUGGGCUCUGGAGCCGGAGUGCUAGUCUUCUGCAAGAGCCCCAGCUACAAAACCAUCAAGAAAAUUCAGUUGCAGGGCGGCAUUACUUCUAUUACACUUCGAGGCGAAGGACACCAGUUUUUUGUAGGGACGGAGGAAUCUCACAUCUAUCGAGUCAACUUCAUAGAUUUCAAAGAGACUCUCAUAGCGACUUGUCACUUCGAAGCUGUCCAGGACGUUGUCUUUCCAUUUGGUACCUCUGAGCUGUUUGCCACAUGUGCCAAGAAAGACAUCAGGGUGUGGCAUACAAUGUCCAACCGGGAGCUAUUGCGAAUCACUGUGCCCAACAUGACCUGCCAUGGCAUCGACUUCAUGAGAGAUGGCAAGAGCAUCAUUUCAGCAUGGGAUGACGGAAAGAUCCGAGCCUUUGCCCCUGAGACAGGCCGACUGAUGUAUACCAUUAACAGUGCUCACAGGAUUGGUGUGACCGCCAUUGCUACCACCAGUGACUGUAAAAGGGUUAUCAGUGGCGGUGGGGAAGGAGAGGUGAGGGUGUGGCAGAUAGGCUGCCAGACUCAGAAGCUGGAGGAAGCCCUCAAGGAGCACAAGUCCUCUGUGUCCUGCAUCAGGGUGAAGAAGAACAACAAGGAGUGUGUCACUGCCAGCACUGAUGGGACAUGCAUCAUCUGGGACCUUGUGCGUCUUAGGAGGAAUCAGAUGAUCCUGGCCAACACCCUAUUCCAGUGUGUUUGUUAUCACCCUGAGGAAUUCCAGAUCAUCACCAGUGGCACAGACAGAAAGAUUGCUUACUGGGAAGUAUUUGAUGGGUCAGUAAUCAGAGAGUUGGAAGGUUCCUUGUCUGGGUCAAUCAAUGGUAUGGAUAUCACGCAGGAAGGAGUGCACUUUGUUACAGGUGGACAUGACCAUCUGGUCAAAGUCUGGGAUUAUAAUGAGGGUGAAGUGACUCACGUUGGGGUGGGACACAGUGGCAACAUCAUGGGCAUCCGGGUAAGUCCUGGAAACCAGUACAUUAUCAGCGUGAGUGCGGAUGGAGCCAUCUUGCGCUGGAAGUACCCAUUCACCUCAUGAAGCACCCGGGGCUCCGCAGCUGCCACACUGUGUCCUGUAUAGUCGUGCCCAAGACCAAGUUUGGAUUUUGGAUAACUCCAGCAUAACUAGUCUUGAUUUCUCACAUCUAUUUUUGUUCUUUAGUUAAAAUAUUUUGUCUUGAACUUUCUUCUUUCCUCUACAGAAUACAUUUUACAUUCUUAAAUUGUAUGUUGAAGUAUGUCAAGGAAUACUUUGUUCAAAAUGUAAGUUUUUGAGUUUUGUAAUAAUAAAUUCCAAUUUGCUGUCUUCUGGUCAGAAUCUCUUUUCUGUGACUCUUCAAAACCCAUAAACAUUCUUCAUGAUCUGUUACCAGAGAAUAUUGC